Molecule: messenger RNA, 5014 nt
Organism: Colias croceus (clouded yellow)
Lineage: Eukaryota; Metazoa; Arthropoda; Insecta; Lepidoptera; Pieridae
Gene: SERCA
Product: calcium-transporting ATPase sarcoplasmic/endoplasmic reticulum type
Exons: 12
Coding region: 185-3265 (1026 amino acids)
Biological process (GO): calcium ion transmembrane transport; intracellular calcium ion homeostasis
Cellular component (GO): membrane
Molecular function (GO): P-type calcium transporter activity; ATP hydrolysis activity; ATP binding
Source: RefSeq, a predicted model, not a curated record
GAUACGUAUAGAAGUGGCUUAUGAUAUUUUAAAUGCGAAAUAGUAUUAUAAUUAGUACAAAGUUUAGAUAUUACUUGUUUAAUUAAAAUAUAGACAAUUUAUGUUCAUUGAUUUAUUCAUAACAACUUUCCUUGCUCAUGUAAUAAAAAAGUUUGCGAACUGACGGCAAAGUAGAAAUUCCACCAUGGAGGACGCUCACUCGAAAUCCGUGGACGAAGUCUUAGGAUUUUUCGGCACAGACCCAGACAAAGGCCUUACCCCUGAUCAGAUCAAAAGGAACCAGGAAAAAUAUGGUCCAAAUGAACUGCCCGCGGAAGAAGGUAAAAGUAUAUGGCAGUUAGUUUUGGAACAAUUCGACGAUCUGUUAGUCAAGAUUUUGCUGUUAGCCGCUAUUAUUUCUUUUGUAUUAGCUUUAUUUGAAGAACACGAAGAUGCCUUCUCAGCAUUCGUAGAACCUUUUGUUAUUUUACUAAUUCUUAUUGCUAACGCUGUAGUAGGAGUAUGGCAGGAAAGAAAUGCAGAAUCCGCCAUCGAAGCUUUAAAAGAAUACGAACCCGAAAUGGGUAAGGUCGUAAGAGGAGACAAAUCCGGCGUGCAAAAAAUUCGGGCGAAAGAAAUUGUACCUGGUGACAUCGUAGAGGUGUCUGUAGGUGACAAAAUUCCCGCCGAUAUCCGCCUUAUUAAGAUUUAUUCCACCACAAUCCGUAUUGACCAGUCUAUCUUGACUGGUGAAUCCGUGUCGGUUAUCAAGCAUACCGAUGCCAUCCCCGACCCUCGCGCUGUGAACCAAGACAAAAAGAACAUUCUCUUCUCCGGUACCAAUGUUGCUGCUGGCAAGGCCCGUGGUAUCGUCAUCGGUACUGGUCUGAACACUGCCAUUGGUAAAAUCCGUACUGAAAUGUCCGAAACUGAAGAAAUUAAGACACCUCUUCAACAGAAAUUGGACGAGUUCGGUGAACAAUUGUCUAAGGUUAUCUCCGUCAUCUGUGUCGCCGUAUGGGCUAUUAACAUUGGUCACUUCAACGAUCCUGCUCACGGUGGAAGCUGGAUCAAGGGUGCCGUCUACUACUUCAAAAUUGCUGUGGCUUUAGCCGUCGCUGCCAUUCCAGAAGGUUUACCCGCUGUAAUUACCACCUGUCUUGCCCUCGGUACGAGGAGAAUGGCGAAGAAGAACGCUAUUGUCAGGUCUUUGCCUUCCGUCGAAACUUUGGGUUGCACAUCUGUCAUCUGCUCAGACAAAACCGGUACAUUGACCACCAAUCAAAUGUCCGUUUCGCGCAUGUUCAUCUUCGAAAAGAUUGAAGCCGGAGACAGCAGCUUCCUUGAAUUCGAAAUCACUGGCUCAACUUACGAACCUAUUGGUGACGUCUACCUGAAGGGACAAAAAGUCAAGGCUUCUGAAUUCGACUCUCUCCAUGAAUUGGCUACUAUUUGCGUUAUGUGCAAUGACUCAGCUAUCGACUUCAACGAGUUCAAACAGGCUUUCGAGAAGGUCGGUGAAGCUACCGAAACCGCUCUUAUCGUGCUCGCCGAGAAGAUGAAUCCCUUCAACGUCUCCAAGACUGGUCUCGACCGCCGCUCAUCUGCUAUCGUCGUUCGUCAAGAAAUCGAAACCAAGUGGAAGAAAGAAUUCACCCUUGAGUUCUCCCGUGACAGGAAAUCUAUGUCUACCUACUGCACACCUCUUAAGCCAUCCCGCCUCGGAACUGGACCCAAAUUGUUCGUCAAGGGUGCGCCUGAAGGUGUAUUGGACCGUUGUACCCACGCCCGUGUCGGAACCAGCAAAGUCGCCCUCAACUCCACCCUCAAGAACCGCAUCUUGGAUCUCACCCGCCAAUAUGGUACCGGCCGUGAUACUCUGCGUUGCUUAGCUUUGGCUACCGCUGACAACCCACUGAAGCCUGAAGAAAUGGACCUCGGAGACUCUACCAAAUUCUUCACUUAUGAAGUCAACCUUACUUUCGUCGGUGUCGUGGGCAUGUUGGACCCUCCCCGUAAAGAAGUCUUCGACUCGAUCGUCCGUUGCCGCGCUGCUGGUAUCCGCGUCAUUGUAAUCACUGGUGACAACAAAUCCACCGCUGAAGCUAUCUGCAGGCGUAUUGGUGUAUUCACUGAAGAUGAGGACACAACUGGCAAAUCUUUCUCUGGUCGUGAAUUCGACGACUUGUCCGUCAACGAGCAACGCGCCGCCUGCGCUAAGGCCCGUCUCUUCUCUCGCGUGGAGCCCGCUCACAAAUCCAAGAUCGUUGAAUACUUGCAGAGCAUGAAUGAAAUCUCCGCUAUGACUGGUGACGGUGUGAACGACGCCCCCGCCCUGAAGAAGGCCGAGAUCGGUAUCGCCAUGGGCUCCGGUACCGCCGUGGCCAAGUCCGCCGCUGAGAUGGUGCUCGCUGACGACAACUUCUCAUCCAUUGUCGCUGCCGUUGAGGAAGGUCGUGCCAUCUACAACAACAUGAAGCAGUUCAUCCGUUACCUGAUCUCUUCCAACAUUGGUGAAGUCGUGUCCAUCUUCUUGACCGCUGCUCUUGGUCUGCCCGAAGCCCUGAUCCCCGUACAACUGCUGUGGGUCAACCUGGUCACUGACGGUCUACCCGCCACCGCUCUCGGUUUCAACCCGCCCGACUUGGACAUCAUGGACAAACCACCCCGCAAGGCUGAUGAGGGUCUCAUCUCUGGAUGGCUGUUCUUCAGAUACAUGGCUAUCGGUGGCUACGUCGGUAUGGCCACAGUGGGCGCCGCCUCCUGGUGGUUCAUGUACUCUCCCUACGGACCCCAGAUGACCUACUGGCAGCUCACCCACCACUUGCAGUGCCUCGGCGGCGGUGAUGACUUCAAGGGCAUCGACUGCAAGAUCUUCACGGACCCCCACCCCAUGACCAUGGCCCUCUCCGUACUCGUCACCAUUGAGAUGUUGAACGCGAUGAACAGUCUGUCAGAGAACCAGUCGCUGGUGACGAUGCCACCGUGGUCCAACAUGUGGCUCGUCGGCUCCAUGGCCCUCUCCUUCACACUGCACUUUGUCAUCCUGUACGUCGAGGUGCUCUCGGCCGUGUUCCAAGUGACGCCGCUGUCGGUGGACGAGUGGAUGACGGUGAUGAAGUUCUCAGUGCCCGUGGUGCUGCUGGACGAGGUGCUCAAGUUCGUCGCGCGCAAGAUCUCCGACGGUGAGAGACGACAUUCCCUGGCCCACUGGCUCGACGGCAUGCAGUGGAUUGUGCUCAUGUGGGCCGUGUUCUUUGGCAUCAUCAUCUACGGACCGAUAUAAGCGAGCCGAUACCCCGUUUGAUUCACAACCUAAUACCCCCCCGCCGAAUUCUGCGCCACCCACGCUAGCACGCUUUCCCUGACCUUCUUUGACAGACUAUUGGACGUUUUGUGUGGGGUACGGGGAUUCGUUUUAUGAAAUGUUGAACAUUAUAUUUGUUUUAACAUUUAAUAACGCGAAAUGAGCAUACUUUCUUUUAUACUUCUUUAAUACUUGGGUUAAAAAAUAAUACUUAAUUUAAUAUCAGAUAGAUCUGUCAAACAAUGGUACUUAAAGUAUAUAAUAUGUAAUCAUAGCACACAGCGGUGGGUGGCGCAACGAAUUCCACUGUGGAAACCCAUGGACAUUGAGCUGUAGCUCACCACAGUACAUCUAACCGUUUGGAAUGCUAAUCCACGAGGUGUGAAGUGACCCCUGUGUGUGCCGUGAGACUGUGAAGGAACAAAGUGUUCGGUCAGCUGACAUGUUGGACUGCGUCCGGAAUGUUCUACUUAACUCUAGUAGUGUCCUUAGCAGUAGGUGUGCGAGCGGACGCCGAGACCGCUCGUGUGAUUGCAUUUCUCAUGUGCGAGACAAUAAAUAUACAACGGAGCCUCAUUGAGUUGUUUGCGAUAAUAAUUUUAUAAGUCGAGUGGCUGUGAACAUCAACCUAAAUUCAGAACACCAAAAUUUUUAAUGAUUUUACACGUAAAUUUAUAACGAUUGUAAGUUUAUAAUUUUAUAGUGAUUUAGUGAGGAUUAGUUUCUAAUGAGCUCCGUUUUUACAAAUUUUAUAGUUAACUCGCACACGGCUCAGUACCUUGUCCUUUUGGACUGCAGACAUUUUACCUUACUGUUACUAGUAAUGUGCAUCUUUAGCAUAGGAUAUUUAUUGUAAGUUAGGCUCGUCGCUAUCAUUUGUGGACAACUUAUUCUCAAUAUAUAGAGAAACUGUUUCUUCAGUCCUCUCACCUGUUGCUUGCUAACAAAUCUGAUGCAUCUGCCACCCUCAUGUUUGUGAUUAGCAUCGUGCAUCUUGUAUGCAAUGUGUUAACUAACAUUUUAGCAGACAUCUUUUGUACCGAAUUUAUAGUCAACGAUUUAAUAGAUUAUUUUCUAGUUAACUAUAUUGUGGAGUAAAAUAUAUCCAGAUUUCUACAUGAUAUCCUGUGAAGCAAUAUAUGUUACAAAUAGUAAUUUACUACUAGUUUACUGUGUAUUGGGUUUGGUAAUUCCUCUGUAAUUUUAAAAUAAAUAGUUUAAAUAAUUUAAGUUUUAGUGUCACAUUUGUUACGAGAAUUGAUGUUAAAGAUGUAAUUAUUUUACUUUUUUCUGUGGGACAUAAUAAUAUUGUGUAUUAAGAUUUAAAAGGGAUAAUAUGUCAAAAUUUGUCCAUAAAAUCUUAGAAAAUUGUAGAUCUAAGUGAUUUAUUUAAUAGUGUUAUAAUAAAAACUUGCACGAAUGCAUUGCAUGAUUUCUUUUCGAGAGUACAGUUUGGUGUGAUUUUUGCCUUAUGCUGCAUUUUAUAUUUGUGAAACAGUUAUUAUAUUAUGUACAAAAUAAAUUAAAUGAAAGUAUAAUAUCAAGGUCAGCCAGUCGAACUAUGUACACUAUACACUGCACAAACAAGAGCAUGCUCAACCUGAGUACUGUCGAUAUCCAAAAACCCUUGCUCUUCAAUUUAUAACUAUUCUACUACCUUGUAAAAUUGUUACACACUAAUUGUAUAUUUAUUAAAGGUAAGAAGUGUUCCCUUAAAACAGAUCGAUU